Messenger RNA from Penicillium mononematosum, 993 nucleotides. RefSeq lists its product as uncharacterized. Bases 1 to 993 code for a protein of 330 amino acids. NCBI's taxonomy places the organism in Eukaryota, Fungi, Ascomycota, Eurotiomycetes, Eurotiales, Aspergillaceae. The transcript has 2 exons. The record is from RefSeq and is a predicted model, not a curated record.
AUGGUCAACAUCAUCCAGCCGAAAGUCGAUCCCCUACCUACGGGCAUUGACCUGACGGGUAAAACUGUCGUCAUUACCGGUGCCAGCGCCGGAAUGGGUCUGGAAGCCACCAAACAGCUCCUGCGAUUGCGCGCCUCGACCGUGAUUCUUGCCGUGCGCAAUGUCGCCAAGGGCGAGGCCUGCGCAACUUCCCUCCGCCAGGACCGUCGCAUUCAAACCCACAACCCCAAGCCGACCAUCAAGGUCAUGGCACUUGAUGUGGACGAUUAUAACAGUGUACAACGGUUCUCGAAGCAGCUCCGCGAAGAGAUUCCGGUGGUCCAUAUCCUCAUUCUCAAUGCGGGUAUCGGUCUGCUCAAGCUGGAACGCAGCGCAAGUGGCCAUGACCGAACUACUCAAGUCAAUUACUACUCCAAUGUGUUGUUGAUCGCUGAGCUCCUGCCGCAUCUCCAAGCAGGCGCGGAGAAGACCGGCUCUCCGGCACGCAUUAGCUGGGUUGGAAGUCGCGCACACGAGGUCACCAGCUUGGAGAAGAAAGCUCCUAUCAAGCCCGGUGAAGGUGUUCUUGCGCAUAUGGACAAAGAAGAAGCCUUUGUCCCGUUCCAGCGCUAUGGGGAUUCGAAGCUACUUUGCGUGAUGUUCAUGUACAGUCUGGCGCCGCGACUGGAUCCCAAGAAAGUCAUCAUCAACAUGAUGUGUCCGGGCAUGGUGAACACCAACAUGAGCGAUGUUCUCCCCAUGCACCUGCGCUUGAUUGUGAAUGUUGUCAAGUCAUUCCGUGCCAGGCCUGUUGAGGUGGGUGGCUGGAUCAUCCUGAAUAGUGCGCUGGUGGUAGGCCCUGAGUCUCAUGGCAAAUUCUUGAAUGACAAGACCAUCUCUGAUAAAUCGGCGUUCAUCAAAUCACCGGCGGGCCAGGAGAUUCAGAAGAAACUGUGGGAGGAGACAAUUGCCGAGAUCGGCACAUUGACCACCCUUCCUGCCGAGUUCAAAUAG